Molecule: messenger RNA, 333 nt
Organism: Vitis vinifera (wine grape)
Lineage: Eukaryota; Viridiplantae; Streptophyta; Magnoliopsida; Vitales; Vitaceae
Product: glycine-rich RNA-binding protein 1-like
Exons: 2
Coding region: 1-333 (110 amino acids)
Source: RefSeq, a predicted model, not a curated record
AUGGAGAUUGCCAGAGGGUUUGGGCUUGUGCUGGUUCUCGCAAUAGCGUUCAGCUCACCUUUGGUUGAUGGACUGAAAGGUGAUGAACAUGGCGUCACUCACUUCAACACUACUUCCAUUCCUAACCUUUCGCACCAAAACCACAAAUUUGUUGGAGAUGGGCAAGGAAGUAAUACAACUUCGUCUAAGGAAGUUGCAACGAAUAGUAAUAUGAACCAUGGUGGUAAAGGAGGAGGUGGUGGUGGUGGAAGUGGCGGCGGCGGUGGGGGUGGGGGUGCAAAUAGUGGAGGUGGAGGUGGAGGUGGGGGCGCUGGUGACAAAGGAAAAGUCUGA